This is a messenger RNA of Linepithema humile (Argentine ant), 384 nucleotides long. Lineage: Eukaryota; Metazoa; Arthropoda; Insecta; Hymenoptera; Formicidae. The record is from RefSeq and is a predicted model, not a curated record.
AUGUCACUUUCGACGUUGCCGGUUCGACAAGCGUAUGAAGCUGAGCGAAGCGCGGAGCUGACAUUCGACGAUGUCGCCGUCGUCAUUGCCAGUCACAAUGACGGCGACGACAUCGUCGUCUACAAUGUCCACGAGAAAAAGGGGAACAGCGGCGUCGGGGUCAACGGCGUCGCAAACAAUGGCACCGGCGCCGCAAACAGCGGCACCGGAGACAGCGGCGUCGGGGUUAGCGGCGCCGCAAACAGUGGCACCGGGGACAGCGGCACCGGGGACAGCGGCACCGGCGACAGCGGCGUCGGGGUUAGCGGCGCCGCAAACAGUGGCACCGGCGCCGCAAACAGCGGCACCGGGGACAGCGGCGGCGGGACCAUGGUUUGGGUUUAG